AUGGAUUUUAACGAACUAGAGGCGAUCGAAGGCCUACGAUGGCCGUGGCACUCUUGGCCGACAACGAAACCCGACUUAACCAUCCCACUCGCCGUCAUGUGCACGCCGUUAACGGAAUUCGCGGAGCUUCCGAUCCUCCGUUACGACCCUCUCACUUGUUCCAAGUGUGGCGCCGUUUUGAACCCAUACGCGCGCGUUGAUUACACCUCCCGUAUCUGGUUUUGCCCUUUCUGUUUCUUCAAAAACCCUUUCCCGCGAACUUACUCUUCUUCACUCCGUGAAUCCAACCUCCCUGCCGAACUCUUCCCAAAUUACAGCUCCGUUGAAUACGCAAAAACUGUCAAUUCCGUUAGUAAUCCUAUUGGGUCAUCGCUGUCGUCGUCUUCGUUAUCGUCAAUGACGUCACUGAAAAUGACGGCGUUGGCCGGAGAGGUGGGUGUUAGAGGUCCGGCAUUUGUGUUCGUGGUUGAUGGGUGUUUGGAGGAAGAGGAGUUGAGAGGGGUUAAGAGUGAGUUGUUGCGCGUGGUGGAACAAUUGCCGGAGAGCGCGCUGGUUGCGUUGGUUACGUUUGAUGCAAUGGUGAAUGUGUAUGACCUUGGGUUUUCGGAGUGUUCGAGGGUUGUCGUCUUUCAUGGUGAUCGGGAGCUUUCGUCGGAGCAGAUACAAAAGUUUCUUGGACUUGGUGGUACAAAGCUACAGCAACUUGGAAAGACCCCUGUUAUCCAGAAGCAGAGUUUUCUACUGCCCAUAUCUGAAUGUGAGUUCAAUAUAACGUCUGCAAUCGAGGAGCUUCAUUCUUUUGCGCAGAUGACAUCAGGCUAUCGGCCUCAAAGGUCAACUGGAGCGGCAAUAUCAACUGCACUAGGACUUUUGGAAGGAUGCUUGGUGAACACGGGGUCCAGGAUCAUGGUCUUCACAUCUGGACCUGCUACUCUGGGCCCAGGGAUUGUUGUAGACUCAGAUCUUGGUAAUGCUAUUAGAAAUCAUAGGGAUCUUAUAAAUGGUCAGGCACCAUACUAUCGAAAGUCUAGCACCUUUUAUAAGAGAUUAUCACAGAGACUAUGUGAUUCAUCUGUUGUUCUUGAUUUAUUUGCUUGUUCUCUGGAUCAAGUUGGAGCAGCAGAACUAAGAGUACCUGUGGAGAGUUCAGGUGGAUUCAUGAUUCUGGGGGAGUCUUUCGAAUCAGAUCAAUUCAGAAAAUCCAUGAGGCAUAUAUUUAGUCGUGAUGAAGAGGGAAAUUUGAAGAUGCAUUUUGAUGCAACCAUUGAGAUAGUGACCACUAAAGAUGUAAAAAUCUGUGGAGCCCUUGGACCUUGUGUUUCUCUUAAGAAGAAGAAUAAUUUAGUGAGUGACAAUGAGAUUGGGGAUGGCGGUACUUACAUGUGGAAGUUGGGUACACUUACUAAUAAAACAUGUAUUGCUUUCUUCUUCCAAAUAAAUGAUGAGCAUAAACCUCAAGCUGGAUCUGCAUUUCUGAUACAGUUCAUAACACGAUAUAGACAUGGGAACAUGGGAAUCCGGAAGAGGGUGACAACUGCUGCAAGAAGAUGGGUUGCAAAGCAGUCACCAGAAAUUCCUGCUGGGUUUGAUCAAGAAGCAGCAGCUUCAGUUAUGGCCAGACUUGCCAUCCACCGAGCGGAGACAUGUAAUGCUAGAGAUGUUAUCAGAUGGCUGGAUGAUACACUUAUCCAUUUUGCUUCCAAAUUUGGAGACUAUAUACAGGAAGAUCCUUCUUCAUUUCGUCUUUCAUCAAACUUCUCUCUUUACCCCCAAUUCAUGUUCUAUUUAAGAAGGUCCCAAUUUCUUGAUGUCUUUAACAGUACCCCUGAUGAAACUGCAUUCUUUCGGCUGAUGCUGAAUCGCGAAGGAGUUAUGGAUUCAAUUGUCAUGAUCCAACCCACACUUCUACAGUAUUCAUUUGAUGGGCCUCCAGUUCCGGUCCUCUUAGACAUUCGCUCUAUAUCCCCAGAUGUUAUUUUACUCUUUGACUCUUACUUUUAUGUGGUUAUUCAUUAUGGAUCCAAGAUUGCUCAAUGGAGAAAGCUUGGUUAUGAUAAAGACCCAAACCAUGGGAAUCUGAGUAAGUUGUUGGAAGCCCCAGAGCUUGAUGCAGGGCAGUUGGUGGCUGGACGAGUUCCACCUCCGAAGCUUGUUAAAUGUGACCAGCAUAGCAGUCAGGCAAGGUUUCUUCUUGCCAAGUUAAACCCCUCUGUUACUCAGGAUUCAACUUACACGGAUGGGUCAGAUAUCAUAUUUACAGAUGAUUUGAGCUUACAAGUUUUCAUAGAUCACUUACAGGCCCUUGCGGUGCAGGGCUAAUUAUGUGGAGCUCUACACAUAGCAUCUCUUCUUCAGGAGAACUGUUUAAAUGUGGCAAAAGGACUAGUGCUAACUGGCAAGACUGGCAGUGGUCAUAACUCCCACAGAGGCAAAAGGAACAUUUCGUGGUGCUAACUGGCUGUAGCGAUAACUCUGGAGUUCUGAAGUACAGCACGAGAAGAUUCAUUUCUUUAUAUAAAUCAUCAUCUCUGAUCUAAUCUGAGCAAUGAGCUUUCAUAAAAUACAUAAUAUUUCGAUGACGUUUGCUAACGGACAAUGACAUCUUCCAGGUUGUUUCUCUUAUUCUAGGAACCCGUACAUAAAAAAAAAAAACUCCCAAGUGGUUUGCUCCAAGCCGAGAUCAAUGGACACGUCUCCCCAUCUGAACGCCACGGUUAACUAAAUUUGUCUUUCUCUCGAAUCCUUGAAGUAAAAUGUAUUAACGCAGGAAGAUGUUUUCUUUUCUUAUUCGAUUGAAAUUUCGUAUUUAUAUGCAUAUGCGCUGUUAGAAGUCAACGAAGGAAUAAUGUUAAACAAAGCACACAGCUUUACAAGGUUAGAGCUCAUGUGGCCUUGCAAA
Theobroma cacao (cacao) is the source of this 2899-nucleotide messenger RNA. The record is from RefSeq and is a predicted model, not a curated record. NCBI's taxonomy places the organism in Eukaryota, Viridiplantae, Streptophyta, Magnoliopsida, Malvales, Malvaceae.